AUGGUAAAUACUCGACCUCAAGUCCACCCACACCAAGCUAAACUAACCAACCCCAAAAGUCGCUCCGAACUGCGCGCUGCCCUAGCCUGGGGAGCUUACAACUCCAUCAUCGGCCACGAGGGAGUCGGCGUAGUUGUGGAAGCAGGAACUGAAGCCUCGCGAUCCCUCUUGGGAAAGCGUGUCGGUGUCAAAUGGCUUUAUAGCGCUUGCAACAAAUGCUCAGUGUGCAAGCGUGGCUAUCCGCAUAACUGUGCUCAGCAGCUGAACACAAGUCGUCACGUUCCUGGGACAUUACAGCAGUAUGUUAUUGCGGACGCGAGAUUCGUGACUUUGAUUCCGGAUGAGGUGAGCGAUGAGAUUGCGGCGCCGUUGCUUUGCGCUGGAUUGACCAUGGUCGGGGCUCUGGCUAAGCUUGAUAAUGAGCUUCAUGCUGGGGAUUUCGUUGUUAUAUCUGGGUCUGGUGGUGGCUUGGGUCAUAUUGGUGUUCAGAUCGCGGCGAGGAUGAAACUCCUGCGUGUCAUUGCCAUUGAUAGUGGGAAGGAUAAGGAGGCAGUCAGUCGUGAAUCGGGAGCGGAGUUCUUCAUCGAUUAUAAGACUGAGGAUGUCAUCGCUCGAGUCCGUGAUAUCACCGGGGAGGGCGCACAUGCAACGAUCGUCGUUCCGGGGACUGAAGAGGCUUUGGCAAUGGCUCCCCAGGUUGUGCGUAAUAUGGGAUUCGUGGUGAACGUUGGGUUGCCGCGGAAUGAUCUGAAUAUCCCACUUUCUGCAACAAUCUGCACUGCUAGAGGUCUUACUUUCAUUGGGUCAUCUGUGGGCACUGAAGAUCAGAUGAGUGACCUACUGCAAGCAGCUGCGUCUGGCAAAAUCACUCCAUCGAUUGAAGUGUUUGGCUUCGCCUCGGUGCCGACUUUGGUAGCCAAGUUAAAGGAGGAUGGUAUCACAGGGAGAGCAGUUGUCAGACUCCCAUAG
Penicillium salamii is the source of this 969-nucleotide messenger RNA. The record is from the annotation of a GenBank genome assembly. NCBI's taxonomy places the organism in Eukaryota, Fungi, Ascomycota, Eurotiomycetes, Eurotiales, Aspergillaceae.